AUGAUUAGCAUAGAAAAAAUUAAUGCGAUUAUCACUAAAAGCAUUUACGGAAUAUGGAAUGGAUAUCUUCUCACAAAAAUUUAUAAUACCGGCACUAACACACGUAGUAAUAACAAUAGAAAAAAAAGUUAUAGUAAUCAACAAGAAGUUUCAGAGAAAUUAGACGAUGAAGAAAGUAACAGCAAUACUAGACUACAACAACAACAAAUAAUUGUAAAAUCUGUAUUAAGGAAACGUAGAAAUGCUUCUGUUUCGACAAUUAAAAGUGAUCAUAGUCCAAGAAGAAGAUACAAUGUAUUGCUAUUUGGCGAUAGUCUAACUGCUGGCUGGAUGAAAAAUUCUGAAGGUUAUGCAUCAUAUUAUCCUUAUGGUUUACGUUUACAAAAAAGAUUUGAAGAAGAAGGCUUAGACGUCGAGGUAACAGUCAGCGGUGUACCUGGUGAGUGUGUGGUAUCGAUGGAAGAAAGAUUAAAAAAUGAGCUUGAACAACCUGGAAAAUGGUAUGAUUGGGUCGUGAUCCUAGGUGGAACAAAUGAUGUAAUAAAUGGUUAUUCAGCAUGGGAAAUCUUUGACGGAUUGCGUGAAGGCGGUAAAAUCUUAUUACAUAACAAUAAUAAAACGAUGAUGUGA
Messenger RNA from Entrophospora sp. SA101, 630 nucleotides. NCBI's taxonomy places the organism in Eukaryota, Fungi, Glomeromycota, Glomeromycetes, Entrophosporales, Entrophosporaceae. The record is from the annotation of a GenBank genome assembly.